Molecule: messenger RNA, 856 nt
Organism: Hydra vulgaris (swiftwater hydra)
Lineage: Eukaryota; Metazoa; Cnidaria; Hydrozoa; Anthoathecata; Hydridae
Source: RefSeq, a predicted model, not a curated record
UUUUGAUCCAGUUAAGAAUACUUGUGUAUUAGAAAUGUGUUCUGCACAAGAAACUGCUCAGUUAAUCACCCAGUCCAACAUAUGUGUUUGGGCUGACCUAUCAUAUGAGGAAAUGUGUAAAAUAAAUUUAUUUGAAUGGCCAGAGGAUGUAAAGAAUUUCUUGUGUCAUAAAUUUGGGUUUCAAUUCGAAAGUCUUUCACUAAAAGACAGUGCUAUUGUUGACUUGUUUUAUUAUACACUACUUUUUGCCAAAAACAAUAAUUUCAAUGAAGAGCAGACAUCAGCAUUGUUUAGCAUUAUAAAGAGAGUUCAUACAAAGGCAACAGAAACAUCAUUUGGAAAUUUAGAAGAGACUAUUGAAUAUUUUCGUUUUCUACUUGGAUGCCACAGUGCUAAGAGACCACCAUUUUGCAUUCAGCUAUAUAAUUUGAAUGAAAUAAGCCUCAUCAAUACAUACAUAGUAAAAACAUACUUUAGACAUUUUAAGUUAUACAAGUAUGCAUUUACUCCUAAGGUUGUGUUGAAUAUAAAAGCAAGUUAUAAUGGUGUCUAUGAAGAUACUCCAAAAGUUAAUUUAGAUGAAGAAACUUUGCAAUAUAAUGCUAAUGAGAACAAAGCGGAAAUUUGUGUUGAAAAAAAAGAAACAGAAGAAAUUGUUGAAGUUGAUGAGCCUCCUGCUGUCAAGGAAUUAAAACAACUUAUUGAAUCAUCCUUGGAUGAACACAUUCGAAAGCUGACAUUAAACGUAGAAGAAAAGUUAAAAACAAACGAAGCUCUGAUGACGCAGUUGACUAAAGAAUCAACAAAAUCGCUAACAACUAAAAGCAUUAAAAUAGGAAAAAAAUGAUUUACGUUU